GUUUAAUCUAGUAAACGUUUGCAUAUAUUUUCAAUGACUGUUUGUUUGUUAAAACUUUUGCCAACCUCUGCCAAGCUAUGUGGCUAAAUCCCUAUUGUCGCGUUUUUAUUGGCGCUGCAAAUCAAACAGCAUUAGUGCCAAUCGAUGCUAAUGCGAGAGCUUUAGCCACGCCAAACUAUAAAACUAAGCAAAAGCAAACAAGUGCCUGCCAAUUAAAUGCUGCGAAAUUCAACCAACCGCAGAUUGCUAAACCUCUUAAGGGUCUUUUCAACUACCAGCAAGCGCACAGCUGUGCAACCAAUACUAAUGCAAUUAAUGAGUAUUCAUUAUCAACUAUAGAUAAUGCAUGCAGCUGCCAGCUCUGCUCGUCCUUGGACCUUGGCGCAGUAUUGCAAGCAAAGCGCUUCAUUGCCGAAGCUGUCAGCUCAGCGCUUUUGACCAACCGACAGCUGAAGUUGCAACAAAGUUUUUAUCUAAUUGAUCUAAUGCAUUGGCUCUUUGUCGUACUCUGCCUCAGUGGCAUGAUCUGAGUUCGGAAAAUUCAAAUUGUUAAUCAAAUCAAAGUGUGCAAAGCCUAAACUUGAUUUGUUUGUUGCGCCUAAUCAAAUUGCAAAACUCGCAAGUUUCCAAAGUGCAGCUGUGCUAAUUCAAUAAAUUUCUAAUAAAUCAAUUAAAGUAAAAAUAUGCU
This is a messenger RNA of Drosophila busckii, 688 nucleotides long. RefSeq lists its product as uncharacterized. The transcript has 2 exons. Bases 78 to 530 code for a protein of 150 amino acids. The record is from RefSeq and is a predicted model, not a curated record. NCBI's taxonomy places the organism in Eukaryota, Metazoa, Arthropoda, Insecta, Diptera, Drosophilidae.